Molecule: messenger RNA, 1614 nt
Organism: Durio zibethinus
Lineage: Eukaryota; Viridiplantae; Streptophyta; Magnoliopsida; Malvales; Malvaceae
Product: IAA-amino acid hydrolase ILR1-like
Biological process (GO): auxin metabolic process
Cellular component (GO): endoplasmic reticulum
Molecular function (GO): IAA-Ala conjugate hydrolase activity
Source: RefSeq, a predicted model, not a curated record
AUUGUCGGAUUACACAAACCUCCGAACUAUGGACAGGACCCACAAACAAACUUUCUCAUUUUAAAAUUUCCCGAGAAUAAGGUCACGGUUCCUUGGCUUUGCAAAUCAUGAUCUCAAUGGAAUUUUGUUUCUGCUUUGUAGUUUCAACAAUUAUAUGCCAAGCUCUGGCCUUGGAGACUCGUUCUGGAUCAGAACUUCAAUUGCUUAGUCAAGAGUUGUUGGAAUCUGCAAGACAGCCUGAGUUUUUUGAGUGGAUGAGAGGGCUUAGGAGGAGAAUUCACGAGCACCCAGAGCUAGGAUUUGAAGAGUACAAGACCAGUGAACUCAUCAGGAAUGAGUUAGACUCUCUUGGGAUCAGCUAUAAAUGGCCUGUUGCUAAGACUGGCGUGGUAGGUUAUAUUGGGACUGGUGCAAAACCAGUCUUCGGUCUCAGAGCAGACAUGGAUGCCCUUCCUUUGCAGGAAUUAGUGGAGUGGAAGCACAAGAGCAAAGUUGAUGGGAAGAUGCACGCUUGUGGUCAUGAUUCCCAUGUAGCAAUGCUACUUGGAGCAGCCAAGUUACUUCAGAGCAGAAGAGAUUUACUGAAGGGAACGGUGAAGCUAGUUUUUCAACCUGGUGAAGAGGGUUAUGCUGGUGCUUACUAUAUGCUACAAGAUGGCGUCCUAGAUGAUAUUAAUGCAAUCCUUAGUAUACAUGUUUUGCCGCAAGUACCUACGGGUGCUAUUGCUUCAAGGUCCGGUCCAAUGCUCGCCGGUGUUGGGCUGUUCUCUGCUAGGAUUCAGGGAAAAGGAGCACAUGCAUCAAGCCCUCAUCUGAGUAAGGACCCAAUUGUUGCAGCUUGCUCUGCUGUCCUUGCUCUCCAACAGAUUGUAUCUAGAGAGACAGAUCCGCUCGAGGCCAUGUUGGUAACAGUUGGUUCAAUAGAGGGAGGUCGAGCUGGCAAUAUAAUCCCUGAAUCUGUGACAUUUACUGGAACAUUUAGGAGCUUGUCUAGUGAAGGUCUUUCCUACCUCCAAAAAAGGAUUAAAGAGAUCAUAGAAAUGCAAGCAGCAGUACAUCAAUGCAGUGCAACGGUGGACUUUAUGGAAGACAAACAUUUGCCGCAUCCAGUAAUGGUCAAUGAUGUAGCAUUGUACGAACAUGCAAAGAAGGUGGGAAAAACUCUUGUUGGAGAAACCAACGUCCAUCUCCUCCCUAUAACUAUGGGAGCAGAAGACUUCAGUCUCUUUGCUCAGAAGACUGCAGCUGCAAUUUAUGUGAUUGGGAUAAAGAACGAGACAAUGAAAUCAGAUCAGCCAUUGCACUCACCUUACUUCUUUAUCGAUGAAGAGGCUCUUCCUAUUGGAGCGGCUCUCAAUGCUGCUGUUGCAAUUUCAUACUUGGAUACCCAUGUUGCAACUAAUUGAGAGCUUUGACAUCAAUGUAAACGUUGCUAGACAUAAUAAGCAUCAUCAUCAGCAGCAUUAUAAUCCAGAUUGAAGGAAAUUGGCAAGAUGUUUAUUUAUCUUUUUAACAGAUACAGUAUAUGUAAUAAACUUUUUUCCAAAGUCCUAACAAAUUAAGUAUUGGUUAACAAAACUUAGGAUAUACUUUUAAGGAUGUCAUACAUUUGCA